Molecule: messenger RNA, 696 nt
Organism: Emys orbicularis (European pond turtle)
Lineage: Eukaryota; Metazoa; Chordata; Testudines; Emydidae
Gene: PRR18
Product: proline rich 18
Exons: 1
Coding region: 1-696 (231 amino acids)
Source: RefSeq, a predicted model, not a curated record
AUGUCCCUGCCGCCCAUCCUGCCUCCCCCCGCCCCGGCCGCUAUCCCCGCCGCCCCCCGAGCGCAGCCCAGGAAGCCGGCGGCUCCCAGGAAGGCAGCGCCACCGCCCGCCGAGGAGAAGCCACCGAGGAAGCCGCGGGGGGCGCCCCCGGAGCGGGCCGGUCCCUUCCCCAGCUCCUGGCCCUGCACCUCUCUGCAGAGGCAGCAACCGCGGAGGCCGGCCCCGGCCCCGCCACAGCCCCGCGGCCGCUCCUGCGAGACCCUGUGCGCGGAGGCGGGGGCUGGAGAGGCCGCUCUGCGCUUCUCGCUCAGCCUCCCCCCCGAGGCGGCCCUGGUGCUGCAGCGCCGCAGCCUGGAGAAGCAGCGGGGGCGGCCGAGCCCCUCCUCCGCCACCGAGCGCCUCCUGCCGGGCUCCCGGAGCAAGGCGGCCCCGGCGGUGGGGGGCUUGGCGCGGCGGGGGGCCCGGGCCGGGCCGGGGUCCAGCCCCGGGGACCUGCGCGCCCUGCUGAAGAUCUCGCUGCUGAACGAGCGGCACCGCUACGACGACGUGGAGUACGAGGAGGAGGCGGCGCCGGGGGCCGUGGCGGACGAGGGGCUGGUGCGCAAAUGCACCGAGUGGCUGCGCGGGGUGGAGAGCGCGGCCGGCCGGGACCGGGCCGACAAGCUGGAGACCCUGCCCCACCUGGGGGCCCUCUGA